GGUUAUAAGCUGUCACAAUGUUGAUGAAGAUCUCACCAUCUCACCAUCUCACCAUCUUACCAUCUUACCAUCUCACCAUGGUGGGCAUCAAGUAUACUGUCGGCCCAGUGGUCGUUCUCGACACUGUUCCGAGGCAUGAGCACCGUCCCAGAGUCCCGGGCAAUCAAGCCACUGCACUGGUUUUCCCCGCCCUGGCGGCGCUGAUCCUUGUACUCAUCUCAACGUUGUCAAUCCCUAUGAUUCAUGGGCUGUCGAUAGUGGACGUGGACAUGGGCAUGAACGGCACAGUGCAUUUCGGCGGAUGGGGAUGGUGUAGUGAGGGUGUACCGGGGAACAAGGACAUGUGCUCGGAUCUGAGGGGGUUUGCCUCAGGCAUGGCGCAUCAACUCGAGCAACUCCCUGAACCUGUCAAGAGUUUGUCAGAGCUCGACAGCGUCGUGCCAAAGGCGUACCUCACUGCGCAAGGGGUCGCGGAGAUCUUCAGCGUCUUGUUCGCAUGGAUAGCGAUCAAUUGCACGUUGGCUGCGUCGGGAUUCUGGCAAUCGAAGGAGAACAUUGCUUGGAGUUGGACAUCCUGGUCCUUCGCUUGGACUUUUUGGUCAGGUAUCACGGGCAUCAUUUCGUGGGGCCUGGCGUUGGGUCAAGUGACUCGAUUCAAGGCUCAUGCAAUGAGAGUGGACGGGACAAAGGCAGAGGUCACGCCCGGACCGGUCAUUUGGAUGAUGCUUGCCGCGAUCCUGCUCAACUUUCUGUCCUUCGCAGUGAGGAUCGCAUGGGGUAAGGAUCGAGCUCGUCCUCUGUGGACAGUCAAGGGGGACAAGAUCGAAGACCCCGUCGGGGACGCAACAGAGCUUCCCACAUGGGACAGUCUCAAUAUCGACCCUGAGACGAAGAGAAGCUCAAUUGACAAAUCCAUGAAAAUGUAGAAAUGAUGA
Messenger RNA from Kockovaella imperatae, 935 nucleotides. RefSeq lists its product as hypothetical. Bases 18 to 926 code for a protein of 302 amino acids. The transcript has 5 exons. The record is from RefSeq and is a predicted model, not a curated record. NCBI's taxonomy places the organism in Eukaryota, Fungi, Basidiomycota, Tremellomycetes, Tremellales, Cuniculitremaceae.